CACAAUGAGAAGCAGGGAAUGCACCGCCAUGCUGGCCGUCGGCGCAGAAUGGACGACGAGGCCCUCAAGCGCAGGCAGACGGGUGACGAGGUCAAGCUCAACGCCAUGGGCCGCCUCUAUGCCAAGAUCGUCGGCUUCUCCGUCAUCACGCGGUACAUGGUCUACGUCGUGCCCGUCGGCAUCCUGCUGGCCGUCCCCCUCGUCGUGCUUGCCCUGACGGACCACAAGCACGACAUCCACGUCGGCAGACACCAAGACGCCCGCGGCCCUCCGCUGUUCACGCUCUUCCUGUGGAUUCAAAUCUCCUGGCUGGCUCUCUGGGGCGUCAAGAUGGCCGCCUGGUUCCUCCCUCACAUCUUCAUGUUCUUCUGCGGCAUCGUCAGCGCUGGCACGCGCAAGUAUGCCACCGUCCUCGGCAACCUCAACAUUGUCAUCUCCAUCUUCUUCUGGAUGCUGGCCUCGUGGCUCACGUUCAAGAGCCUCUUUGCCCAGCAAUAUGCCGAUGGCAUUGUCUGGGUGGUCAACCUCGAGCGCGUCCUCGGUGCCUGCUUCGUCUCCUCCGCCGUCCUGCUCGGCGAAAAGGCCAUUGUCCAGCUCAUCGGUGUGUCGUACCACCAGCGAUCUUUUGACAACCGCAUCAAGGAUUCCAAGCGGGAAAUCCAUCUCCUGGGUCUCCUGUACGACGCUUCCCGCACGCUGUUCCCCAUGUACUGCCCCGAGUUUGCCGAGGAGGACUACAUCAUCGAGGAUAGUAUCGAGAUGAUGCUUCGACGCAAGGCCGGCAAGGUCAAGGUCCCCGGCGCCCAGGCCCCCAUGAGGAUCAUUGGAGACGUUACCCGCCUUGGUGACAAGGUGACGUCCGUCUUUGGCAACCUUGCUAGCGAAAUCACAGGCAAGCACGUCUUCAACCCCAACUCGGCCCACUCCAUCGUUGUCGAAGCCCUGGAGAAGAAGCGCUCGUCCGAGGCCCUGGCCAGGCGCCUCUGGAUGUCCUUUGUCAUAGAGGGCAGAGACGCCCUGUACCCAGACGACCUGGAGGAGGUCCUCGGACCGGCCUACAAGCGCGAGGCUGAGGAGGCCUUUGAGGCCAUUGACACCGACGCCAACGGGGAUAUCAGCCUCGAGGAGAUGAUCCGCAAGGUGGUCGAGAUGGGCAAGGAGCGAAAGGCCAUUGCCGAAGGCAUGAAGGAUAUCGGCCAGGCCCUGACGGCUUUUGAUAAGGUCCUGCUGUUUGUGGUUCUGCUCAUCACCAUCUUCAUCUUCUUGUCCUUCUUCAACAGCAGCCUCCUGACGACCAUUGCCACCGCUGGAACUGCUCUCUUGUCCCUUUCCUUCGUCUUCGCCGUCACCACCCAGGAGUUCCUUGGUUCCUGCAUCUUCCUCUUCGUCAAGCAUCCCUACGAUGUCGGCGACCGCAUCGAGAUUCAAGGCACACAGAUGCUCGUCGACCGCAUUUCCCUGCUGUACACUGUUUUUACCCGCACCGAUAGGAUGCAGGUCUCUCAGGUUCCCAACAUUGUACUCAACAACCUCUGGAUCGAAAACAUCACGCGAAGCAAGGCCAUGUCCGAGACCAUCACUCUUGACGUCUCCUUUGACACCUCGUUUGAGGACAUUGAGCUGCUCCGCAUCGAGAUGGAGAAGUUUGUCCGGUCGCCCGAGAACUCUCGCGACUUCCAGCCCGACUUCAGCAUUGGCGUUGGCGGUGUCAAUAACCUUGACAAGUUGACCCUCCAGAUCAGCAUCAAGCACAAGUCCAACUGGCACAACGAUCGCGUCCGCGCCACGCGCCGCUCCAAGUUCAUGUGUGCUCUGGCCAUUGCUCUGAAGAAGAUUCCCAUCCUGGCGCCUGGCGGUGGUGGUGAACCUUUGGGCGGACCCACGAACCCUUCGUACUCGGUGUCCGUGACGGACGAGUGGGCCGCCCACAGCCGAGAGGAGGCAGCCAAGAGGGCCGAUGCCGCGCGACUGGUGCCCUCAAACGCCCACCAGACCCCCGAGCAGAUGGCCCAGGCAGAGAAGGACGCCAUGCAAUCGCUUAACAGCAACCGAUCGCUGGCUCUCGAGACGACGGGCAUGUGGGACGCUGACGCUCGCUCCAUUGCCUCCAGGGACCCGGCGGACGAACCCGGCCUGGCGGCAGAUCUCGGC
Trichoderma reesei QM6a is the source of this 2151-nucleotide messenger RNA. RefSeq lists its product as uncharacterized. Gene Ontology annotation, molecular function: calcium channel activity; calcium ion binding. The annotation marks the transcript as partial. NCBI's taxonomy places the organism in Eukaryota, Fungi, Ascomycota, Sordariomycetes, Hypocreales, Hypocreaceae. Gene Ontology annotation, biological process: calcium ion transmembrane transport; intracellular calcium ion homeostasis. Gene Ontology annotation, cellular component: membrane. The transcript has 3 exons. The record is from RefSeq and is a predicted model, not a curated record.